Diceros bicornis minor is the source of this 983-nucleotide messenger RNA. It is a transcript of the gene C16H18orf32, whose product is annotated as chromosome 16 C18orf32 homolog. The transcript has 3 exons. Lineage: Eukaryota; Metazoa; Chordata; Mammalia; Perissodactyla; Rhinocerotidae. The record is from RefSeq and is a predicted model, not a curated record. Bases 116 to 346 code for a protein of 76 amino acids. Gene Ontology annotation, biological process: positive regulation of canonical NF-kappaB signal transduction.
GCCCCUUCCGCGGGGCCCAUUGGCUCGGGGCGGCCCGUCCUCCCUCCGGAAGUGCGGACGUCUGCGCCGGGGCUUGGUGGUCGCGGCAACAGUUGAGGAGCUCAAGCCUGGGACAAUGGUGUGCAUUCCUUGUAUCGUCAUUCCGGUUCUGCUCUGGAUCUACAAAAAAUUCCUGGAGCCGUAUAUAUACCCUCUGAUUUCCCCCUUUGUCAGUCGUAUGUGGCCUGGAAAAGCCAUACGAGAAUCCAAUGAUAAAAACAAAGGCAAAGGAGACUAUAAGGAUGCAGACAUGAAUGGAUUCCCAAUAAAAGGACCAACAGAAAUCUCUGAUAAAAAGAAGGACUGAAGCGAUUGUCCCAAAGGAUCUCAUUGUUUUAAAAAUGGACCUAAUAUGAAGCACCUUCUUUGUAAUUGUCUCUGAUCUUUUUCUCUGAGACCAGAACUCGAGAUAGAUAGUUUCGAUAUUUACCUGAUACUAAUCAGAAAACACGCGGUAGUAUUUAUAUUUUAAAUGUAUUUAGUUAUAUUUAAUAACCUCAUUCCUGAGUUCCUUUUUCAUUAAAGUAGCUCUCAUUUCUAUUAUUGCAGUUUGUGCCACUAGACACUGUUACUAAAUCAGUACCUACAAAUCCUUGGGCCUCUAGCCUCUAUUCAGGCUCUCCCGGUUUGAGUAGAGUACAAUUUUACUGUGGAACAGGACGGUGAGACUGUGCAGUAAAAUGAAAGGCCGUUUUGGAGAUGAUAAUGACAUGAAACGUAAAGAUGUACUCACUGUCUAACACAAUGGAGCAGCUUAUCUAUGAGAGUAGUAGUUACUGUUUAUUGCUCUGAGGAAGAUACAAAAGACAGGGAAAUAGGGGAAACUUCUUUGAAAAAUGGAACACCUUUUACAUAAAUGUCUAAUGUAUAUCAUAAUAAGUUCUAAUCUUUGUUGCGUUCCUUCUAGUCCUACAAAAUGUAUUAAAUAUUCAGUUUAGCUUGUG